UACUUGUCACUGGCAGAUUUGAUAGGUGGCAAGGUUCUUCUUUCAGAUUCUUCUGCGGAGUGAUACGAGCCCCGAAAACCCCGUCGCACGCGUCGAAAGCCCUCUUCUCAUGAUCCGCCAUUAGCAGGAGACCUGUGGUGGAUUGAACGCCAAGAUGCAGAUUUUUGUCAAAACCCUCACUGGGAAGACUAUAACCCUCGAGGUUGAGCCUUCAGAUACCAUUGAAAAUGUCAAAGCUAAGAUUCAAGACAAAGAAGGUAUCCCUCCUGAUCAGCAGAGGUUGAUCUUCGCUGGUAAGCAGCUGGAGGAUGGACGCACACUGUCUGACUACAACAUUCAGAAGGAGUCCACUCUGCACUUGGUGCUGAGACUGCGUGGGGGUGCCAAGAAGAGGAAGAAGAAGUCCUACACCACUCCCAAGAAGAACAAGCACAAGAGGAAGAAGGUCAAACUCGCAGUUCUCAAGUACUACAAGGUUGACGAAAACGGCAAGAUCCACCGUCUGCGUCGUGAGUGCCCAGCUGAUGAGUGUGGCGCUGGCGUGUUCAUGGCCAGCCACUUUGAUAGGCACUACUGUGGAAAGUGCUGCCUCACCUACUGCUUCAACAAGCCUGAGGACAAGUAAUCUAUUGGACUGGAGUAAAUAAAAUGUUUUUACCAAUCAC
This is a messenger RNA of Oncorhynchus kisutch (coho salmon), 665 nucleotides long. Its product is annotated as ubiquitin-40S ribosomal protein S27a. The coding region runs from base 155 to 625 and encodes 156 amino acids. Gene Ontology annotation, cellular component: ribosome. The transcript has 7 exons. Gene Ontology annotation, biological process: translation. Gene Ontology annotation, molecular function: structural constituent of ribosome; protein binding. NCBI's taxonomy places the organism in Eukaryota, Metazoa, Chordata, Actinopteri, Salmoniformes, Salmonidae. The record is from RefSeq and is a predicted model, not a curated record.